AUACAUAUAUAUUGUGUAAUUUAUAUCACAUACACUUAGUAAUGCGUACAUUAUUUCAGUAUAUUUGUUUUUAUUAAUCUCACUGUGACUUCAUACUACAUAUAUGUAAAAUACGCACAUAGAAUAUAUGAUCUGCAUGGACGACCAUAUAUACAUAUAUAUUUUUUUCGAACAUGAUAUGUAAACAACAUGAAAUGUAAAUUUUUUGAUAAUUAAUCGCGCUUUGAAAUGUACACACUUUUACAUGGGUUGUACAAGUAUCUUGUGCAAAAAGAUGAAUAUUUUAUAUUAAUAUUAGGCCUCGAUAAUGCAGGGAAAACGACAUAUUUAGAGGCGGCGAAAACAAAAUUUACAAAGAAUUACAAAGGUAUGAAUCCUUGCAAAAUUACAACAACCGUUGGUUUAAAUAUUGGAAAAAUUGAUAUAGCUGGUGUUCGUUUUAACUUCUGGGAUCUUGGUGGACAAGAGGAACUUCGAUCACUGUGGGAUAAGUAUUAUGCAGAAUCACAUGCUGUCAUUUACAUAGUUGAUUCAUCAGAUCGAGAAAAGAUACCUGAAUCUAAAGAAACUUUUGAUAGAGUUAUAUCGUCAGAACACUUAAUAGGUGUACCACUUUUAGUCCUAGCUAAUAAGCAGGAUGUGCCUGAUUGUAUGGGUGUUAGAGAAGUAAAACCAAUUUUUAAUCAAAAUGCACACCUAAUAGGUAGAAGAGAUUGUAUGGUGAUGCCUGUUUCUGCUUUGAAUGGGGAUGGCAUAGAUGAAGGAAUUCACUGGCUCGUGGAUUGUGUCAAGAGAAACAAUGACGUUCGGCCCCCUCGUAAUCAGAAUGACAAUUGUCUGUCCUAACAAGACAUUCCUGAUUUCUUUCAUAUAAGUUGAUAUAUGAACAGUAUUUUAAUGUAAAAAUUCUGUACAUUUACAUUAGAAACUACAUUUUUACUAAUAAACUUUGUUUUGUAAUCUGUA
This is a messenger RNA of Bombus impatiens (common eastern bumble bee), 966 nucleotides long. RefSeq names its product ADP-ribosylation factor-related protein 1 (gene Arfrp1). The record is from RefSeq and is a predicted model, not a curated record. Bases 229 to 846 code for a protein of 205 amino acids. Lineage: Eukaryota; Metazoa; Arthropoda; Insecta; Hymenoptera; Apidae. Gene Ontology annotation, biological process: intracellular protein transport; Golgi to plasma membrane protein transport; protein localization to organelle. Gene Ontology annotation, cellular component: Golgi apparatus. Gene Ontology annotation, molecular function: GTP binding; GTPase activity. The transcript has 5 exons.